GGAAUUCUAGACCGUUCCAGAGCUGUGACAUAGGGUGGCGUCAUUCCAGAAGGUUCGGCGCUGCCGCUAUAAAAGCCGCGGAGCCGGCCGGGCGCGGCGCUACGGGAUAGCGCUAAAGCAGUUGCGCGCGGCGGGCUCGUGAGUGUGAGAGCGGGCACCAUGGUGAAGGAGACGGGAUACUACGACAUCCUGCAGGUGAAGCCCAGCGCCUCCCCGGAGGAGAUCAAGCGCGCGUACCGCAAGCUGGCGCUGAAGUACCACCCCGACAAGAACCCCAGCGAGGGCGAGCGGUUUAAGCUCAUAUCCCAGGCUUAUGAAGUUCUGUCGGACCCAAAGAAAAGGGACAUCUAUGACCAGGGUGGGGAGCAGGCUAUUAAAGAAGGAGGCUUGGGUGGCAGCAACUUCUCUUCACCCAUGGACAUCUUUGACAUGUUCUUUGGUGGUGGAGGCCGAAUGAAUAGAGAGAGAAGAGGCAAGAAUGUUGUGCAUCAGUUGAGCGUCUCUCUUGAAGACUUGUAUAAUGGAGUUACAAGGAAGUUGGCACUACAAAAGAAUGUAAUCUGUGAGAAGUGUAAAGGAUAUGGUGGAAAGAAAGGAGCAAUAGAAAAAUGCCCCAUGUGCAAAGGAAGAGGAAUGCAGGUUCUUGUUCAGCAGAUUGGACCUGGCAUGGUACAGCAAAUUCAAACUAUGUGCUCAGAAUGCAAAGGCCAAGGUGAACGAAUAAACCCAAAGGACAGAUGUGACAACUGCAAUGGAUGUAAAGUUGUCAGAGAGAAAAAGAUCAUAGAAGUUCACAUUGAUAAAGGUAUGAAAGAUGGGCAAAAGUUGGUAUUUCAUGGAGAAGGCGAUCAGGAACCUGACCUGGAACCUGGUGAUGUUAUAAUUGUACUGGAUCAGAAGGAUCAUAGUGUCUUUCAGAGGCGAGGACAUGAUUUAAUUAUGAAAAUGAAAAUUCACCUCUCUGAGUCUUUAUGUGGCUUCAAAAGGACCAUUGAAACACUGGAUAAUAGAGUCCUUAUUAUAACUUCUAGACCAGGUGAAGUGAUAAAGCAUGGUGACCUAAAAUGUAUCCUUAAUGAAGGGAUGCCUAUCUACAAGUCUCCACUGGACAAAGGUUAUUUAAUUAUACAGUUUAUGGUCAUCUUUCCAGAGCAUCAGUGGCUUCCCAGGGAAAAACUGCCUAUAUUGGAAGCUUUGCUUCCUCCACGAGAAGAAGUCAUGAUUACAGAUGACAUGGAUCAGGUAGAACUUACAGAGUUUGAUCCGAGAGAGAAAACUUGCCGUAAUAGUAGAGAAGUAUAUGAAGAAGAUGAAGAAGGUCCCAGAACAGGAGUGCAAUGCCAAACCUCUUAAAAUGGAAUGGAUGAGUCAUCUGGAAUGUAAAUUUUCACAAUGAAAACUGCAUGGCUUUAAUAGCCAAUACCUCUUAUUUUGUCUUCAGCAAAUUGAGUUGCUGUGUUGCCCAUAUGUUUGUAACCAAUUCAUAUUUAAGUAUUCAUAGUCUUUAUCUGUAACUUAGCACUUCCUAGUUAUGCAGCUGAGAAAAUUGUGCAUAUCUAAGUUGCUAUAAAGGUCCACCAGCUUUAGUGAAGUACCACUCAAGAAGCAGAGUGACUUCAACAGUACUAUUUAUGUAAGACUCUUGCAAUACUAGCUUAGUGUCUUAUGUAAAUAUUUUUUCAUAUGGUAAAGUUAGUUUGUUUUCUAUAAUAAAAACAUCUUAGGUCCAAGCAGAAAUCUGUCUGAAAAGUACAAUCUUAUGAGCCUUUCAUCAUUAAGCCUGUUAAGUGUCUACAAAUGUUAGUUCUGUAUGCCAGCCCAGAACCAAAUGUUGAGCUGAGGCUGUCUUAUGUCCAGCAGCCAAUCUCAGAACUAGCUUGCUUUAGUGUCUCCCUGUUAACUCUUCAAAGUCUCUCCCUCUGUUGCUAUGCAGUUCAGGCUAGGGCUUUAAGGUUUAGUUUAAACAAGCCAUUAGACUGUUUAGUAUUAUACUAUUUUUCUACCUCCUCAGCAAUUUCCAGAAGUAUAAUGGAUUCAGGGCAAACAUACUGCUACACAAAACAAGCUUUUCAUUAAUCAUUUACUUGAGCACCAGCUUGGUCUGCCUGUCUUACCACCUAGCAUAAGCAUGGUUAAGUAGCAAAAACUCAAAUAGGAUAAGGUAUAGUAUGUCUAAAAGUUAGUUCUACUAGGAAAAGCUUUUUACUAAUAUAAUUCCUUGUGAUGAAUACACUUACCAGAUUAAGUGAUGUCAGUUUAGCUGAAACGCUUUACAAAGUGAUGAGCU
Messenger RNA from Mauremys mutica (yellowpond turtle), 2287 nucleotides. RefSeq names its product DnaJ heat shock protein family (Hsp40) member A4 (gene DNAJA4). Gene Ontology annotation, biological process: response to heat; protein refolding. Gene Ontology annotation, molecular function: Hsp70 protein binding; ATP binding. NCBI's taxonomy places the organism in Eukaryota, Metazoa, Chordata, Testudines, Geoemydidae. Gene Ontology annotation, cellular component: cytosol; cytoplasm. The transcript has 8 exons. The coding region runs from base 160 to 1353 and encodes 397 amino acids. The record is from RefSeq and is a predicted model, not a curated record.